UCAAAUAUUCCCUUACUUUUUACAACGCCCCUCUUCUCCUCUCUUCUCCUCUCCUGUCUAGUCCCUCACUUCUCUCCAACUCUCUCUUAAUUCUGUUGAAUCAGAACAACAUUAGGGGAAUCAUAUGAGAAGAAAUUGAUGAAUUGGAACUGUAAUGUAAUGGUCUUUCUGAAUUUUGGUUUUGGGUGACGUUAUUCAUGAAGCCUCCUUCAACAGAGUUUGUUUCUGUUUAUAUAAAGUAGUGCUGUUGCUCUCCACGUCGAUCAAAAAUCAUGGACAUCUCCAAGGUUGAAGAUCAUUUGAUCUCAAUUGGCGAGCCCAAGAUGCAUGGUGAAAUGUGUAAGAGCCUAUGUUCUAUAUAUGCCAAACUGUUGGCAAUAUUACCUGACCUAGAAGCAGCUCGGCCUAGAAGCACAUCAGGUAUUCAGUCACUAUGUGCUUUGCACAUAGCACUCGAGAAGGCCAAGAAUCUUCUUCAACACUGUGCAGAAUGCAGUAAACUUUACUUGGCUAUAACUGGAGAUUCUAUUGUUUUGAAAUUUGAGAAAGCAAGAUGUGUCCUUGAAGAUAGUCUAAGGCUCGUCGAAGAUAUCGUUCCACAAGUUAUUGGUUCUCAGAUUAAGGAAAUUUUGGAUGAACUUCAGGGGAUUGUGUUCUCACUUGAUCCGACUGUAAAGCAAACUGGUGAUGAGAUCAUUGCAUUGCUCCGACAAGGGAGAAACUUCAACAGCAAUGGCAGUGACAACAAUGAACUUGAUUCUUUUCACCAGGCUGCUUCUAAACUUUGUAUUACCUCUUCAAGAGCAGCACUUAGAGAGAGAAGGGCUUUAAAGAAACUCAUAGAAAGAGCCCGGGCUGAGGAAGACAAAAGGAAGGAGUCAAUCAUUGCUUAUCUUCUGUAUCUUAUGAGAAAGUACUCAAAGUUGUUCAGAACUGAGUUCUCAGAUGACAAUGACUUACAGGGUUCAACACCUUGUUCACCCACUAUCCAAGGAUCUUUCAAUGAUGGUGGCAACCUUGCACGCAAUGGAAUUACUUUUGAAAGGCAACUUUUGAAACUUAGUUCAUUCAAUUUUAAAUCGAACUUCAGGAGAUCAGAGCAGAUGCAUGUCCCCCCUGAAGAGUUAAGGUGUCCAAUAUCAUUGCAACUUAUGUAUGAUCCGGUGAUUAUUGCUUCUGGGCAAACAUACGAAAGGGUCUGUAUAGAGAAAUGGUUCAGCGAUGGGCACAAUACUUGUCCAAAAAGUGAACAGCAGCUCCCGCACCUUUCUUCGACUCCCAAUUACUGUGUUAAGGGUUUGGUGGCUAGCUGGUGUGAACAGAAUGGAAUUCCCGUUGCAGAUGGCCCACCACAGUCACUUGAUCUCAAGAUUCUCAACUAUUGGAGGUUAGCAUUGUCUGAAAGUGAUUAUGCCAAUUCAAAGCCGUUGGGAAGUGUUGGGUUGUGCAAUAGCAAGGGUGUUAAGGUGGUACCUCUGAAUGAUAGUGCUAUUAUUGAGGAGAGCAUUUAUUGCACAAAUGUAUAUAGCCUCCUGGUUUCAUAUCUCAUGAGCAUUACGAUGAUGACAUUGUUCAUUGGACUUUUCAGAAACAAGGAAAUAAUGUUGGCAUCAGGAGUGCUACCAGUGUUGCAGGAUAUGAUAACAACUAAAGAUUCUAUAGGAGCUGCAACAGCUCUUUACCUGAGUCUUUCCUGCCUUGAAGAGGCAAAGCCCGUCAUUGGAUCAUCUGACUCUAUCCCUUUCUUGAUUCGGAUCCUCGAGUAUGAAACCGGUGUACAAUGUAAACUUGAUGCCCUUCAUGCCCUCUAUAAUCUCUCCAGUCAUUCCACCAAUAUACCCAUCCUCUUGUCAGCUGGCAUUAUUCAUGCCCUCCAAGCUCUUAGUAUCCAUUCAAGCGAUCAUGCCUGGAUGGAGAAAUGCAUAGCCCUUUUAAUAAAUUUAGCUUCAAGUCGAACUGCAAGAGAUGAAAUCGUACUGGCUCCUAGCCUCAUUAGCGGACUUGCAAAUGCUUUGGAUGUUGACGAGCCUAUUCAACAAGAGCAAGCCGCAGCGUGUCUUCUGUUAUUAUGUAAGGGAAACGAGAAGUGCGGUCAAGUAGUUCUUCAAGAAGGGGUGAUCCCUUCCCUCGUCUCAAUUUCAGUAAACGGGACCAUGAGAGGGAAACAAAAAGCUCAGAAGCUUCUGAUGAUGUUCCGUGAGCAGCGACAGCAGGACCCAUCACCAGUCCCUACUCAGCAGAAACCUGAAAGCGACGAGAUGCCCUUACCCGAUCAAGUUUCAAAGCCGUUAAGCAAGUCGAUCUCAACAAGAAAAGUAGGGAAGGCAUGGAGUUUUUGGUGGAAGAACAAGAGUUUUUCAGUAUACCAGUGUUAAAAUGGGCAUGACCUUUUUUUCUCCAGUUAGCUCUGUAAAUGUCUGCUGUAUUAUAUUUACGUGUUUUCUGCGCUAUAGACGGGCAUUUGCUUCAUUUCAACAUCUCGUGAAUGAGAUGUACAGGCAGGUCCCGUUGAUCGUGUUUGUCUCGCCUACAUGCAUCACUGGGGUUCCAUGUGUUGUUACUGGUAUAAAUAUGAUAGGUCUCACGUUAGGAUGUAAGUUAAGCUAAACGCAUAUGUGAAUAUCUUGUAUUAUGGACACUGUUAUGGAUUAAUCUUUUGAGAAAUAGUUCAAAAAGCGGUAACUUAUUUAUGUCGUAA
Messenger RNA from Olea europaea var. sylvestris, 2698 nucleotides. RefSeq names its product U-box domain-containing protein 6-like. Gene Ontology annotation, molecular function: ubiquitin-protein transferase activity. Lineage: Eukaryota; Viridiplantae; Streptophyta; Magnoliopsida; Lamiales; Oleaceae. Gene Ontology annotation, cellular component: nucleus; cytoplasm. Gene Ontology annotation, biological process: protein ubiquitination. The transcript has 6 exons. Bases 273 to 2375 code for a protein of 700 amino acids. The record is from RefSeq and is a predicted model, not a curated record.